CCUUCCCUCUCAGCUGAUCCGAGGAGAGGGUUAAGUCUGGCAGGCUGCUGGUUGUGUUCUUCCCAUGUGUGCCUUUCCUUCACUGCCACAAGGACAGCAGUCAGUGCACCAGUAUUGUGUUGAGUGGACAUGCCAUCACAAGCCAUCAAGCCUACCUCCCUUGGGAUGACAGGAAUCAGGAAUAAUGAUACCUGGACAGAUGGCCUUCCUAUCUGCAAGCUUUCAGGCGUGGGGAUGUCAGCCAAUCAGAUGUACCGAGAGGAUGGAACACCUUGCUCUGAACACGAGUAUGAAGACCGCAGCAUCCAUUUCUGCCUUGACCAACAGAAUAGCACUUACCUCUAUGGAGUGUUUGAUGGACAUGAUGGAGCGAGGGCUGCUUACUUUGCUUCGCAGAGGAUGCCAGCAGAAUUAAGUUUUGAACAGUUAACAGGGAAGACAAGUGAGGAAGAAGUGAAGGAAGUAUUCCGAGAAGCUUUCCUAGCAGUGGAAAAUGCCUUUCUGGAAUCAGUUGAUCCCAAAAUAGCUGAGCGUACUCAGCUCCUUGACAAGAUUCCAGAUGGAAUGUCCCAGUUUGAGGUGGCCCAAAAAUUUCCAGAAACUGUCAGCAGACUGCAGGUCCUUGACCAAGAAAUACGUGGAGGCACAACAGCUGUGGUGGCCUUGAUGCAUGGCGGUGUUCUCUAUGUGGGCAAUUUGGGAGAUUCGCGUGCACUGCUUUGCAAAAAAGACAGAUCGGGUGUACUGAAGGUCAGACAACUCACAGCAGAUCACACCACUAGCAGCCAUGAUGAAAUUCAGCGCCUUGCUGCUCUAAAUUUGCCAGCAUCCAAAAUAAAGGGAGCAAAGUUUGGUAACCAUGAACUGACUCGUUGUAUUGGCAACUACUUUGUGAAGGGUGGCUACAAGGAGUUCGACAUCCUAAGCUUGGCCACUUCAGAACCAGUCAUCGCUGAGCCUCACAUCACAUGCUUGCCCAUUGAUGAGUCUUGUAGUUUCCUACUACUGAUGAGUGACGGGCUUUACAAGUCGUAUCAAGAUUCUACAGGAUCGGAGCAGGUUAAUAAGGAAAUUGCCCAGAUGGUGGUGGAGCAAUUUGUGGAGCAGCCUACCCUGACCAGUGUGGCUCAGACUGUGGUGGACAAAGUGGUACGACUCCACCAUGACAACUACCUCACCAAGCGAAGCAAUGUCACCUUCAGGGAUGACAUCAGCCUUAUUAUUCGCAACUUUAACUUCCAGCUGCGUGGCGCCCUGACCCCCGGCGCCACCUCGCCUCGACCCCCACCCAGACCUCUGCCACGUCCACAACCACAACCAAAGGAGUACUUGUCUUCCUCCUCCAGCAGUGAGGACAUGACCCUCCGCGAGGACUGUGAUGUCUUGUCUGGCCUGCCAGAUGCUCGACUUCUGCCUGGAGGACGGGGCCAUCGCCUUGACUGCCUAGAUGGGGUUAUCAACUCUGGGGACCUACACACCACUGACACCAAUACCACUUCCACUGAAUCCUCUUAUCUUCAGAACCCCAGUCUUACACAGUUUUCCCUAGAUGAAGAUGGCAGGAUCCUCCCCUACGUUAAUUUUGAUCUCUACUAUCAGGCAGUAGAUGAUGCCAGAGAGGCUGGUCUCAUCACAGACUCUCAGAUUCACAUGUACAAAUGAUGCCACUCAACCUCUCUUCAUCCCCACACUCACAUACUUGCCUACUGGAAAGAGUCUCAAAUUUCUAGUCACUAUUGUUAUGUGUUUUCCAAUUCUCUGCUUUGAGAAACAAGAAUUGAGCUGUUCAAUGAAGAGUAAAAUUAGAAGGUAUGAUGUGUGAUGUGAAAAAUAGGAUAGACGACCAAAAUGUAGCAUGUGAUGCAUCAAGAAUUUAUAUAUUUUGUUCGCUGGAAAUUGAACUGAGCAAGACGUCUUAUUUUAUGGGUUUUGUGAGGUGAGUGCUGACUGGCUGUUACCAAAUAUUAACUCUCCUAAUAUUCUUUGUUUUAUUAUUUUUUUACUUUGAUUUUGCAAUAAGAGUUUUGUACAACUCUUCAUAAAUGGCUAGCAGAAAUAUCCAGACAGACAGGCAGUGUGUUUGGGAUUCAACUCUAAACUGACAAUGAAUGAAUGCUCCAUGUGAGUAGGUUCCUAGCCCGGCAUCACCUGGGCAUAGUACAACACAGUAUAGCAGAGAUAACCAGCCAGCUUUCAUUUGUGGAAAAGACAACCAAGUCACCACUAAACUUCAACAUUAAGACUCUUUUUACUUCACUUCCUUCCUUCUUUCCUUCAACACUACAUGAAUUUUGACAUCUAUAACCUACUAAAUGUAAAAUAUAUUCAAGUACGUACAAAGAUUUUGUUCCAUGCAGAAAUGAUGAAAUUUUGUGUUGUACAUACUUAGGCAGCUCAUUCACAGCUUGUAUUAUGUGAGUGAGCAAACUGCAGAUUACUUUGUCUCUUCAGCCGUUCAAGACAUCUCAUUGUGUAAAUAUAAUCAUCUUUCAUUACCUAGGGUUGGGUCACUACUAUAUUAUGAAAGAAAGCAUCCCCCAUAAGUCUUUGGCAACAGAACAUGUGCACAUUCUCAUAUUCAUAAAUAUUGUAUGAUACUUAUAUUCUGGAGCAACAAAGUAUUUUCUUAUAUGUAUUAAAGAGUUCCCAAUAGUAA
Messenger RNA from Portunus trituberculatus (swimming crab), 2656 nucleotides. Its product is annotated as TGF-beta-activated kinase 1 and MAP3K7-binding protein 1-like. The transcript is spliced from 10 exons. Gene Ontology annotation, molecular function: protein serine/threonine phosphatase activity. The coding region runs from base 130 to 1662 and encodes 510 amino acids. The record is from RefSeq and is a predicted model, not a curated record. NCBI's taxonomy places the organism in Eukaryota, Metazoa, Arthropoda, Malacostraca, Decapoda, Portunidae. Gene Ontology annotation, biological process: protein dephosphorylation.